AUGUCUACAGAUACACUGUUGAAUGGGUUUCGUGUGUACAAAGAUUACAAGAGCAAGGAUUCUUAUUAUAGGGAUUUUCGUAGAAGAAAGCGCGAUUUAGAUGUAAUUGAGAAUAGGUUUGCGGGCCUAUUAGGAUAUGAAAACAAUGCUCCAAAUUAUACUACACCUCCUGGAGUUUCCAUCUCUCUUAGGUCUGAAUGCUAUGCCCUAUUUAAUUCCUUAUCCUCUGAUCCGGAGUUACUGGCUCAGUUUAGAAAGCUGAUUAGCGAUUCUUUGGUAAUUGAUGGACCUGUAACAGACAAACCCUUCAAACUUCAAGACAAUGGUGAUAACUUGGUAUCAUUACUACGUUUUCUUUUUAAUACACUCUCACAAAAGUAUGAAGAAGCAAGUAAUUUAAAGGAUGCGGUGACAGCAUUAAAAGAGGAGCAGUUAGAACUGAGUCAAUGCCUUUUAGAUUCAUACGAGGUUAACAAUUUGCAAACUAGAAUAGCUCUAUUGACUGAUGAAAAAUUGAAUCUUAGUAAUACUGUCUUACAGUUACACAAAGAAUAUGGUUUAGAUGCUAAAAAUCAUGAAGAAUCUCUUUUAUAUGAUUUAAACAAUCUAAGCACUGCUUAUCAACGUCUCUACGACGAGUAUGCAAAUCUUGAGCACGAACUUUAUUCUGCAAAUUUAAAAAACGAUUAUUUAUCUAAAAGGCUCUUUGAUGUAGAGUCAUAUCUUUCCAUGCAGUAUUUUAUAAAUGGCUUAUAUCCACCAGAGUUUGAGCAGAUCCAUGCUGACAUGUCCGAUAUUCCAGAUACAGAUUCUUUAGAAUGUUGUUCUGAUAGUCGAUUAGAUGACUACACAGAAAUUGAUAUAUUUGCAGCUGAUGACAGAGAUUCAAAAGGUUUCCUUGAAGCGUUUAGAUUUUACAAAUCUGGUAUUGUGGAAAAUGAUGAGUCACAAAUUAAUCCUCCUAUUUUUAAUUCUGAUGAUAAAUACAACGACUUAGUAAGGAAAUUAGAUGAGUAUAAAAAGGAGAACCAGGUCCUACGUAUAGAAAAUGAGACAUUAAGUAGUCAAAAAUACAGUACUGAUGAGAUAUUGAGGCAGAAUAACGCAGCUAUCUCUGGUUUUGCUACGAUUGGUCAACUACUUCAUCAGAUUACAAUUUCUAUAGAAAACUUGAGUGAUUUAGAACAUUCAGGACAUGCUCACACUGUCGCAAAAACUUACAUUACACAGAGUGAAGACAAGCUAAAUGUUUUGGAAUACGAAAAUAAGGCAUUUAAAGCAAAGUUGAUGGAGCUAUACGAAGAUCUACACAGAGAAUCUUCAUCCAACUUUUCACUACAAAGGCAGCUCUCCCAAACUAAGAUGGAAUUGGACCAUGCAAAAGAGGCAUUUUUCAAUCUAGAAAACCUAAAUGUUGUCAUAUUACGCAAUGAAGAAGAAUUAAAUUUGUUAAAAUCAAACAAAGAAUUAUACCUGGAACAGUUGAAUAGCAUGCAAAAUGAGGCUGCACAUCUUAAUGAAGAAAAACACACAUUGGUUCUGAAGUUGAGGACAUUCGAAGCAAUGAAUGAAUCAAGUAUGACAGAAUGUGGAGUUUUGAGAGAAGAAAUAGCUCAACUCAGGGCGAUUGUGAAUGGCCACUUUCCUUCUAAUCACGGAAUACGAGACAAACUAUCAAAACUAGAAUUGGAAAGUAACUGCAAAUUACUCGAAGAUAAGCUUUCUAGAUCUAGGAUUGAAGCUUCUAACUUGCAUAAUACAAAUGGACAAUUACUGUUUUCCAUGAUGGAAUUGAGAAGAGAACUGGAAAGAGAGCGUUACGAGAAUGUCUAUUACUCCAAGCAGAUAUCGUCAUACAUUGCCAAUGAAAGCAAGAUAAGAAUACAACUCGAUCAUUAUACUAACCAGAUUGAGAGUUUGACAGCAUCAUUGGAGACUACUAAUGAGUUGCUAAAUUCCAGAUCCGCGGAGCUGUCCGCUGCCGCGGAUAAGAUUUUUGAAAAGGACCGCCAAAUUUUGAGUUUUGAAGCUCGGAUUGAUAUGAUUUUAUCAUUUUAUACAAAAAUCAUAGAUAUAAUCAAUCAGGCAACACCAACAAAACUUUCUGAUACAUCUCUUAGUAUUUUGGAGUUAUCACAGUUUGAUACCACCUAUUAUAAUAAUCUUUUUGAAACAAUACAACGGGUAUCUAUAAAAGUGAAUGAUAAUUUUGAUCAAAAUUCGUUAUCCAAAGGGCUAAAUCAAGCAAGUCAAAAGAUAUAUAACAUUCUAAACUUUAAUUAUAUAACAUCGACAUUGGCAAUAUCGCUAUGCAAGGAGCUCCAUAAAAGAGAUGGAAGCCACAUAAAUACAACUAAGAAGGAUAAUAUAAUUUUAAGCACCAAGGAACUAGCAGAAAUUGAUACUAUAAAGAUGGAAUAUGUUUCCAAAAUUAGUGAACUAGAGGCUCAAAUACGUGAGCUACAGCAUUUGAACAAACAGAAUCAAAAAUUUACAUGGGAGAAUUCCAUACAAAGAAUUACAGAAAAAUACGAAAAGUCAUCGGAGGAACUAAAGUUUAUGUUGAAAGAGUGCAAUAAUUUGAUAAAUUUGAAUGAAAUGGCCCUAGAAUCUCUUCGAAAGGACAAUGCACGUCUACUGUCUGACCAUACCAAUGCUGCAAAUGUAAUAAUAGAGUAUCAGGAUAGGCUUAAUUCUAAUAUAAACGAGCGUAACGUAUUAAAAGAAGUUUUAUACUCUAUUAUUCCUGAAUCUCUAAGGGAAGUUUGCGACAAGGAUGACCCAAUAGGUAAUAUUAAAGCACUCGAUAAAUACAUAGAGUCAAUGAAAUUAGAUAGAAAUAUGGUCAUUAAUGAUGACAUUCCUAGACGUCAAAAUACAGUUUUAGAUUAUAAAAACAGGGAGAACAAUGAUGAUUACAUUUUAUCCAACUACAAGGAUAACAUCAAUCGUCAAAAUAUUGUUAUUGAUGAACUUGUUUCUAAUGUGGAUUAUUACUAUAGAUUUAUAAGAGACAACAUACAAAGUCAAAUAAAGGAAAUAUCUGACUAUACAGAUGGUGAAACGGACCUUGAAAGUCCCUUGAAUGUAACGGGAAAAUUUUCAGAUGAUACAAUUUAUGACAAUGGAUCUGAUUACUCUGAUUCGGACUAUGACUAUACAAAUGCCGACGACAUUUCUCAAAAGCAUACGAAAUAUUUUGAAAUUAUAAUAAAAUUGUUGGACAGGUUGAAAUACGCAUAUAGUAUGAUUUUACCUAAAAAGAUUUCAGAUGUGAACAUUGAAGAAAAAUUCGGUCUAUCUGCUCCUGGGGACAUGAAAAUCAUACGCCACUUCUCGCAAUUAUGCCAUAUUCUCAAGGAAAUAACACACGGUACUCCAAGACAGUUCCACCUGGAUGAUAUAGUUUAUCAAAUGGAAACAUUGCCAACAAGCACGGAUUCAUUGGAUAAGAAAAACCGACUUUGGACCAAAUGUAUUGGUACUAUUAUUUCUAUAGCUACAGAAGUUUUGGCUAGCAAGUCAAAAGAACAACAUUCUGAGCUAGAGGAGGCACUUUUGAGAUAUGAUCUUACAAAAAAGUCAUUGGAAGAGAUUCAGGCGCUAUCUCAGAUUCAAAACAAGGAACUCAAAAAGAGAAAUACUGACAUUCAUGAAAUGGAAGGAAGGAUUGAAGAACUACAAACGUAUUGCCGCAAAAUUGAAUCCGAAUUGGAGAAUUCAAAGGAUGCGAAUGAUAGGGACAGUUGCUUGGAUAAGCAGAAGGACAUACGUGCAUGUAUAAAGCAAAUAGAAAAGCUAGAAACAAUCAUAAUAGAACUUGAAGAAGUAAAUGGAUUAUUAAAUCAGCAACUAGAAAGCUCCAAGAUAGAAAUGUAUGUGUGUAUUUAA
This is a messenger RNA of Theileria equi strain WA, 3891 nucleotides long. RefSeq lists its product as hypothetical. The record is from RefSeq and is a predicted model, not a curated record. Lineage: Eukaryota; Apicomplexa; Aconoidasida; Piroplasmida; Theileriidae. Bases 1 to 3891 code for a protein of 1296 amino acids. The transcript has a single exon.